UCUCAAGGGUAUCCAACAUUACGUCUUGUCUGUCGUCAACCACCACCGCUUCUCGUAGAGAUCUUGGCUUGGACCAAGUCAAGUUCCCAAAAUGAGAGAAAACGCUCCAAGCAGCAUGUACGAGAAGAUAAAUUCCAACUCCUCCCCAGCAACGUCUAGACGAACAUACCGUCCCAAGCUACCAGUCUCAGUGAUUACAGCAGUCCUGUUCAUUUUGGGCAUCCAAUUUAUCAUUCUUCCGAAAUAUGUCUACCAACUGUCUCCUAGUGAGCUCCGACUCACGCAAUUCCAACUUGACGCCCUAGAUGAAGGACUUCGUAAAUGCCAAGCAGACAGAGCACCUCCGAUACAAUAUCCCGUGACGACUGCAGGUUCUCGAAGCAAUGCCCGAUGGAAUCCUAGCACUGGACAAAAUGAGACUGUCAUUUUGCGAAACGCCACUUUGUUCGACGGGGAUAAGAUCUUUGGAAAUGCCGUCGACAUCGUCUUCAAGAAAGGCAUCAUUGAGUCUGUUUCAGAUGCUGGGCAGUCAAUACUCAUACCAGGCGCCAAGGCAUUUGGCUUAGACGGCAAAUAUGUGACGCCUGGCUUAGUUGAUAUGCAUUCGCAUCAUCUCUCAAACAGUUGGCCUUUGCUCUCAUCGACAAGUGAUACCAACGAAAUGAACCCUGCUACCGGGCCUCUAACACCCUUCGUCAGAAUCGUGGACUCCUUGAAAGCUUACGAUAUUGCUACCACCAUCAUUGCUUCUGGUGGGAUCACUACUUCUCUCAUUUUGCCGGGGUCGGCGAACAUCAUGGGAGGCGAAGCUGUGGUCGUCAAGAAUGUUUUGAAGUCUGGUGAUAACGAAGAGUUUGUCGUCGAAGAACUUCUGCUUGAGCAUGGUGAGGCGGUAGAGAAUCGAAGACGGUAUAUGAAGAUGGCUUGUGGAGAGAACCCAAGACGGGUGUAUAAGCAUACUCGCAUGGGUAACGCAUAUAUCUUUAGAAAGCAGAUGGAAAGAGCGAAGGAAUUGAAGGGCAAGCAAGAUGCGUGGUGUCUUAAAGCCGCUGCUCUGAGAGAGAAAGGCAAUGUUGCUCCGAUUUCCAGCUUCUUAGAUGCAUCUUCAAGUGAUGACAGCGCCACAGACUAUCUAGAGUUUGAUUCUAGUAUUGCUAUGUUGCGAGGGAAAGUGGGUAUCAAUGUCCAUUGUUACGAGCCUGAAGAUUUUGAGGAUAUGAUCAAACACAGCAAGGAGUUUGGAUUCAGAAUUCAAGCUUUCCAUCAUGCUUUAUCUGCAUGGCAAGUGCCUGAAAUGAUCAAAGCGAGUGGCGAGAACAUUACAAUUGCUACAUUCUCUGAGUUUGGAUUCUACAAGAAAGAAGCAUAUGAAGCAAACUUAUGGGCAGGGAAGAUUCUCUCUGAUCAUGGAGUUCCUAUUGCAUACAAAUCUGACCAUGUCGAGCCUGAGACGAACGCUAAAUAUUUGCUAUUUCAAGCAGCAACUGGCCACUCGUUCCACCUUCCAGAGCUAUUGGCCUUGCAGUCUGUCACAAGCGUCCCAGCACAGUCCAUGCAGAUCGACCAUCGAGUGGGAUAUGUCAAGCCUGGUUAUGAUGCAGAUCUUGUUGUCUGGGACUCCCAUCCGCUGUUGGUUGGAGCUACUGCAUUACAGGUCUACAUCGACGGGAAGCCCACCUUGGACCCUAAGAAAGUCGAAGAGAGUUUAUCCAGCGUUCAGGCUGCUACCUCUCAGGAUAUGAGUGUACCGCUGAUGCGAAAGGUUAUUUCUUCAGACAUCAAGGAGGAGUUCUGCAGUAAUGUCAAGAAAUCUGGGACGAAGUUUACUAUCACUGGAAUCAAAACCUCUUACUUGGAAGGACAUGCUGCAGCAGCAAUAGCAUCCGUCAACCUUACGAUGGUGGUUGACGAUGGCAAAAUCGUAUGCUUUAACUCGCCUUCGAACUGUGCCAGCAUCAGUGCAGACAGUCCUGUUAUUGCUCUCGAGAAUGGGCAUGUACUCCCGGGACUCACAGCAGUUUCUGUUCAGCUUGGCCUGGCAGAAAUUACCACGGACAGUGCAACGUCUGAUGGAGAGAUCAAGAAAUCGGCUGGCUCUGACCCAAAGCAUGCCGUUUAUGCUAAGUACGGUGUUCAUCUCGAAGGUAGAGGCUUUGCGAGAGCCAGAAUUGGAGGCGUAACCAGAGCAAUCACUGCUCCUAUGUCUGAAGGCUUCACGGCAGGUAUCAGUGCUGGUAUCAAGACCAGUGGGAAGAAGACAAUUUUGAAUGGUGGAAUUUUCCAAGAUGAUGUCGCCCUACACUUUUCCAUUGGACAGUCCUCAAAGGGAACUGAUUCAUUGCCAACACUUUCGUCUGAGAUUUCGAAAUUACGCGAGAUUCUUGUUGAGAAUGACAAGAAAGAUAACAUUUAUGGCAAAGCUAUCAACGGAACGAUUCCACUCGUUGUACACGCUGAUAACGAGUACGAUAUCAUGCAACUUAUCAAGAUCAAGCAAGACAACCCAGUUCUCAAUCUAGUUAUUCACGGAGGCUAUGGAGCUGCACUUGUCGCGAAUGAGCUUGCUGAGGCCAAGAUCCCCGUAAUACUCACCGCCAACCGCGGUGCUCCAGCUGCCUUCGAAGCUCGUUUCUCACUGCCAGGGCCACCUCUCAGCAGAUCUCCCGCAGCAGUUCUCACUGAAGCAGGGGUGAAGUACGCACUAUCGAUAUUCGGCGAAGGUGAAACAUCGCAUAUACACAACAUACCCAUUGAAGCUGGCUGGGCAGCAAAGUAUGCGGGAUUGUCUGCUAAGCAAGCCGUGAAUCUCGUCUCGAGGAACGUAGAAGACAUUCUUGGGCUCGAAGUUGACGAGACGAAGAGAGAUUUUGUGGUCUGGGAAGGCAAUCCGCUAGGGCUUGGAGCAACCGUUGUAGUGGGUGUUGAUGGUGAAGAUAGGGUGGUGAGUAUGUGCUGGCCCGAGUCGAACUAAUAUUCUGCUCGAAAUAGAGGAACUUCCUUCACCGGUAAUGGGGGCCAAGACGAAGUACCGAAGCACCAGGAAGCAGCGAAUAUGUGGACGACCUUGGACUUGGGUUUCAUCGCUGUUGGGUAUCAGAAAUACUAAGAAUAGCAGUACAGUAGAUUGAAUAAAUAGAAAGCUGGGUAAGAAGCCAACUGCGUCGAUUUAAUGUUCAUAAUGGAGAGGGAGUUCGC
Molecule: messenger RNA, 3195 nt
Organism: Cadophora gregata
Lineage: Eukaryota; Fungi; Ascomycota; Leotiomycetes; Helotiales; Ploettnerulaceae
Exons: 9
Coding region: 92-2971 (959 amino acids)
Biological process (GO): purine nucleobase catabolic process
Cellular component (GO): cytoplasm
Molecular function (GO): allantoinase activity
Source: RefSeq, a predicted model, not a curated record